GCUGAGGUCACUAAAUCUAAGGAGGAAGAGAAUAUGACUAAGAAGAGUGGUAAUUUGAUAGCGGAACUUCCGAUUGAGCAUCAAAUUUACGAGCUAGUUAAUGAUGCGGGGUCAAGGGGGGUCAUGGUGUUUAAGGUUGCAGAGAGGCUGGGAAUUGAUAGGAAAGAGAAUAGGAAGAGGAUUGAAAGUUUGUGCUCCAAGUUUGGGAUGAUAAUGGAUAAAGAGAAAUGCGGAAAGACCAAAGUGUAUCGAGUUUGGGCACCUGGGAAACGUAAUGCUGAAUCAGCUAAUGCAAUUCUGAAUGAGUCUGAAAAUGUUACUCAAAGUAAAUUUAAUGAAGAUGUUCUUCGUGGGUCCGUUCAGAAAGGUGAUACAGCAAUAAAUGAUGUCUCAUCAGGAAUGCCACCUGCUGUGGAAUGUGCUAGGCCCAGAAGGGGAAAAAGUGUACUUGAACCAUCACAGGAUAAAGGGGAUGAACGUCAAUCUCUGGGAAUUAGAAGCCCUUUGCAGAAAAGAAAGAGAUCUUCUGAAGCAGCUUCUGUAAAGUUUAUAGAAGUUGAUGGUGUAACUGAGCACCAACCUGGACCAAAUGAAGAUGGUGAGGCGAGGUGUGCUUUAUCAAAGUCAAAAUCAACAUGUCAAAGAAGGUUUUUAUGGACAGAGGAGACUGAUAGGCAAUUAGUUAUCCAAUAUGUAAGACAGUGUGCAACUCUUGGGACAAAAUAUCAUCACCAGAUAAAUUGGGCUUCACUUUCUGACCUUCCAGCGCCUCCAAGUACCUGCAAAAGAAGAAUGUCAUAUCUGAAGCUCAGUAAUGGAAAAUUUAGAAAAUCUUUAAUGACACUGUGUAACAUGCUCAGUAAACGGUAUGUAAAGCUCCUGCAGAAAACCCAGAACAGGCCAUUUUACCAAGAUGAUUGUGGAUCACUUUUGCAAGGUUCAACAGAGGAGGGUUGUAAACAGAAUUAUCCUCUCAGUGACCAUGGGACAGGUCUUCAGGAAGAACAAUGGGAUGACUUUAAUGACAAAAAUAUUAAAGAAGUGCUUGGUCAGAUACUUCACUAUGUGAGGUUGACUAAAUCUGUUGCCUCCAAAAGAUGUGGAGAUUCCUGCGAGGAGGGUUCAGAACUCAAUGCUAAUGCUGAAGAUGUUGGAGGCAGUGAUUGUGAACCUUUGUCUCUCUCACCUCAGGUCUUCCCCAAUAUUUGCAAGUCACCAUUUCCAACUGAUUCUGGCAAGAGAGCUGCCAAAUUUGCUCAUUGGCUCCACAAAAGAGAUAGAGAUCUUAUGGGAAGGGGGCUUGAUCUUCCUACAGAUAUACAGUGUGGUGAAUUUUUUCAUAUGUUUGCUCUAGUUUUUUCAGGUGAAUUGUCAAUCUCCCCAUGCUUGCCAGAUGGAGUGGGAGAAGCAGAAGAUUUGAGAAGCUCAAAACAUAAAAUUGGUAGGAAUAAACAUUCGGAUGCUAAAAGACUAAAAUCCUUGGUUGCAGAAAGUGAGAUUAUUUCCCGUCGAGAAAAAGGUUUCCCGGGUCUCAUGGUAUCUAUAUGUCGUACAGCAUCUUCUAAAGCCUAUUGUGAAAAUUUGUUCAAAGAUGAUGAUACUCUAGGUGGUGACAAACAUUUUGGUGAAAAUUAUCAGCAAGACAGUACUUCAGGUGUGAAUCAGAUGAGAGAAAACCUCAAUUCAGGCAUUGUUAUCCCUGUGGCAGAGACUUGUAGUGAGUCACCUGGCGGAGGUAUCCUCCAUCCUGGAAAUUGUGAUAUUAUUGGAACUCUUUUGAUAGGGAAAACAAAUAUGAAUGUUAAUGAUGCCCAUAAUGUGACUAUUCUUAAUUCUCCUAAAGAGGUUGAUGAGCGUCUGUCUGAAAAACUAACUAGCGGUGUGGAAGGUAAAGUUAUCUCACCUAGAGGAGAUUUUGAUGAAUGUUCUAAACUCUCUUCUGAUGAAUUAUGCGUACCACUUCAUCCUUGGAUAAAUGGGGACGAGACCAUCAACAAGACUAUCUACAAGGGGUUCAUGCAACGUGUUUUUGGGAUUGUGAUGCAAAACCCCGGGAUAUUAGAGGGUGAAAUUAUCCGUAAGAUGGAUGUACUGAAUCCGCAGAGUUGUAGAAAAUUGUUGGUGGAGAUGAUUGAAGCAAAACAUCUUCAUGUCAGGACAAUGCGCCAAGCCACAUUGAAUGCCCCCCCAGCAUUUCUAGGGAACCUGUUUGGAAGCAGCCUCACCCAAUCAAAGGUGGUUUUCCGUAGGCAUCUCUUUGCAAAUUCCAUGAGCGCGUUCUUGCUAUAGUGAUGCUUUAGCUUUGUAGAACAGUGAAAGUACAUUGUAAUUAGCAUUCCUAUUCUGUAUAGUGAAAAUACAUUGUAGUGAAGAAACUUAACACUAACAAGUACUGUAUAUAGGUAAACUCAUGAAUUAUCAUGAAUGUUUGACAAUAUGACAUUAAUAUGGAUAGACUGCUUUGUGGAUU
Messenger RNA from Rosa chinensis, 2470 nucleotides. RefSeq lists its product as uncharacterized. Gene Ontology annotation, molecular function: DNA binding. Gene Ontology annotation, cellular component: transcription factor TFIIIC complex. The record is from RefSeq and is a predicted model, not a curated record. NCBI's taxonomy places the organism in Eukaryota, Viridiplantae, Streptophyta, Magnoliopsida, Rosales, Rosaceae. Gene Ontology annotation, biological process: transcription initiation at RNA polymerase III promoter; 5S class rRNA transcription by RNA polymerase III. The transcript has 4 exons. Bases 34 to 2289 code for a protein of 751 amino acids.